Argiope bruennichi is the source of this 330-nucleotide messenger RNA. RefSeq lists its product as uncharacterized. The transcript has a single exon. Lineage: Eukaryota; Metazoa; Arthropoda; Arachnida; Araneae; Araneidae. The record is from RefSeq and is a predicted model, not a curated record. Bases 1 to 330 code for a protein of 109 amino acids. Gene Ontology annotation, molecular function: nucleotide binding.
AUGCCACGACGCCGGCGGGAGAGUUCUAAAACGUGGAGAUGCAUCAAACUAUCGAGUUUGGAUUUUUUUGCUGAAUACAACACUAUUAAUGAUGAAUACAACACUAUUAAUGAUGAAUACAACACUAUUAAUGAUGAAUACAACACUAUUAAUGAUGAAUACAACACUAUUAAUGAUGAAUACAACACUAUUAAUGAUGAAUACAACACUAUUAAUGAUGAAUACAACACUAUUAAUGAUGAAUACAACACUAUUAAUGAUGAAUACAACACUAUUAAUGAUGAAUACAACAAUAUUAAAUUAAUAAUGGUUAGGAAUACUGUGGGAUGA